This is a messenger RNA of Mus musculus (house mouse), 1167 nucleotides long. Its product is annotated as RIKEN cDNA 1700123K08 gene. Bases 70 to 918 code for a protein of 282 amino acids. The record is from RefSeq and is a predicted model, not a curated record. The transcript has 5 exons. NCBI's taxonomy places the organism in Eukaryota, Metazoa, Chordata, Mammalia, Rodentia, Muridae.
UACCAGGUAACCAGAGGCCAGCAGUAGCCUUACCUGACUUACUUGUCUGGAGGACCUAAAGGAAGCAGGAUGUUCUCCUGUUUUCAGGCUUCCAGAGGCUCCGGCCACAAAAAAGCCAAGAGAGGUCGCCUUGUCUGCUUUUGGAGACGUUUGAUUCGCCCUCUGACACACUUGAGGCAUGCUUCCCACAGCGAGCCCAAGGUCUGUUGUGAAAAUGAUCAGGAGCCAGACUCUAUGCCCAAGCACCCCCAGUUCAACUACAAGAGUCGAGAAUACGUUCAACAGAUGAUCCACUACAUACCAGCUGCUAUUCAGAACCGUGACCACCUCUGUCUCGACAUUUUUGUUGCCAUGUACCAAACGUAUGCUACCACCUGGGAGGUGCUGGACCUGCUGAUGAAAACGUAUGCAUCCUUCCAGCCAGACUUCGUGGAAGACCAGCAAACUAAGAGAGCCAUAUUCAGCUUUCUGUUCGGCUGGUUUCAGAAAUUCCCCCAGGAUUUUUAUGAGUCCCCAGACCUGGCUGUUUUGAGUCAGUUCACGGAGUACGUGAGGCUCAAUGUGCCUUCCCCAGACAUAGAUACCCAAGCCAGGGAGCCUCCCUCCAUGUUGGAGGAUCAGGAGGCCAUCGCACUUAAACUUGAGGAAGAUCCCCUAGGGCAGGAUGCCUCUGGGAGGCAGGAGACUCUGGCUCUGAGGCCAGCUUCUAUGGCAGAGCCACAGGGAGACGAAAAACCCGGAGAGAACACUGAGCUUGUGAAAAGAGCAGUUCUGGAUCCCUUUGAACCAAAAGCCACAAUAGAGCUGCCUCCGUCUUUACAUCAAGCUCUGCCCACAUCAGCUGAUACAUACUCACCUGUAGAUGUGGCAAUAGAUGAAGCUGCAGAUGAGGCUGCAGAUGUUUCACCUGCCAGGUAGUUAUUUGCAUCUUACACUGUGCAGUUAGGUACACCAGAUUUCGUUUUCCCUCUGCCUGAGGUUGACAUAUAGUUAGGAGAAUGAUCUGCAGAGUUCUACCCAGCUGAGGUUCCCCACCUAAGCUUAUCUCAUGUUUUUAGAGAAAAUAUCUUAUUGCUUUGUUGGAUUCUUUGUUUUUCAUAUUGUUGUUUUCAUUGUUGGGUUUUUAUUUAUGUUUGGAUAUUAAUAAAAGUGAAUUAUUUACUCUUC